This is a messenger RNA of Raphanus sativus (radish), 676 nucleotides long. RefSeq lists its product as uncharacterized. The record is from RefSeq and is a predicted model, not a curated record. The transcript has a single exon. Lineage: Eukaryota; Viridiplantae; Streptophyta; Magnoliopsida; Brassicales; Brassicaceae. Bases 137 to 421 code for a protein of 94 amino acids.
UUCUUAUAAAAGAGAUGUAAACACACCAAACAUUUUCAGAUUUACGUUUUCUUCUUACUUCUUAGAGGAGACAAUAUACACAUAUAACUGAUUCUGAUUUUUGUACGCCAACCAUCAUGAUCAGUUUCCAAAAAGAAUGGAUACUUACACUUGUAUCGUCGUGAUCUUCUGCAUCGCCUUGUUUGCUAUCAAUCUAGUGUUUUCUUGUUUCACUUGCUUCUCCAUUCUUCAUAGCUCCGUGACAGAGACAAACGAAGAUUUGAGUGACCUAAAGAAGAAUCUUAUUGAACGGGAAGAAGGUAAACGAGAUGAUGAGAAGGUGAUAGUCAUUGCAGUCCCAAGUAACCAAGGAUUCUCUGAAUCCGUAGAUGGUGAUGAUUGCGGUGGCCAAGUUUGCUCUCAGGAUAUUUGUGCUUGUUGAAGAAAGUUUGGUUUCUAUUUUCAUUAUACAAUCAUGUUUUCCAAUUUUUCUUUGAUCAUUCCUACUUGUAAAUGGUUCAAUACCAAGCUUGGAGUAGGAGUAUCACAUCUCAAUAUAUACGUAUAUUCACCAUGUUUUGAUACAUGAUGCUCUGUAAUGAAACCUUUUUCUUUCUUGAAUACAGACCACACUUUAGGAAAAAAGUGAUGGUGAAUUUUUCAUUCCUCUGUUUAAUUUUUUAAUCAGAUUGUAGAU